ACGCCACAUUCAGCAGCGACUUGGUUUCAGCUCUCAAAAACAAAAAACGGCCCAAGGUGCCACAAACACGUGGGUUGGUUGCUUUCGCGGGGGCGCGGAGCGUCAUUCCCACCCCAUGUAUUCUUCAACUCUCGCUCCAACCAUUCUUGGGAUCUCUCUUCAUCUUUCACAUUCCACACAUACCCACCCCACCUUGCAGCUGUUAAAGAGAGCAUCAUUCAAAGAUGUCCAACAAUUCUGAAUUCAAACGGACGACUGUCCAGACCACGCCUCAUUCUGGUCAAAAACCGGGUACCUCUGGUCUACGAAAAAAGGUCAAAGUGUUCCAACAGAAACACUAUACCGAAAACUUCAUCCAGGCCACAUUGAGUGCUAUGCCUGGAGGAUGCGAGGGAAAGACAUUGGUUGUGGGAGGUGAUGGACGAUUCUUCUCUCCUGAAGCCACCCAAAUCAUCCUCCGACUCGCAGCUGGUAACGGCGUUUCCCACAUCAUCAUCGGUCAAGACUCUAUCCUCUCCACUCCAGCUGUCUCUGCCCUCAUUCGAUCCAAAAAAGCAGACGGUGGAAUCCUCUUGACCGCGUCUCACAACCCUGGUGGACCCAACAAUGACUUUGGAAUCAAGUUUAACAUUUCCAACGGUGGACCUGCCCCUGAAGAAGUCACCAACAAGAUUUACAAGAUCACGGAGGAUAUCAAAGAGUACCACGAGGUGGAUCUACCAGACCUUGACCUUUCCAAGACUGGUGAAUUCACUCAUGGCCCUCUCAAGAUCACCAUUGUCGACCCCGUGUCCAACUACCUGUCUCUCCUUCAAUCCAUCUUCGACUUUGACGCCAUCAAGGAGUGGCUGCACAACACCAACCCCAAGCCUACUGUCCUGUUCGACGCUCUCAACGGAGUCACUGGACCAUACGGCCGAGCUAUCUUCGUCGACACUUUGGGACUGGACGAGAAGUCGAUCCAAAACUGCACCCCUUCACCAGACUUUGGAGGUGGACACCCAGACCCCAACUUGACUUACGCCCACACCCUCGUCGAGGCGGUCGAAAAGAACAACAUCCUCUUUGGAGCUGCAUCUGACGGAGAUGGAGACCGAAACAUGAUCUAUGGAAAGGGCGCAUUCGUUACUCCCUCCGAUUCGGUCGCCAUCAUCGCCGAUUGGGCUGAAAAGUGUAUCCCAUACUUCAAGUCUGGCGUCAAGGGUCUCGCCAGAAGUAUGCCGACGAGUGGAGCCAUCGACAUUGUGGCGAAGAAGAGAGGAUUGGAAGUCUUUGAAGUUCCGACUGGGUGGAAAUUCUUUGGCAACUUGAUGGAUGCUGGACGAUUGAGCAUUUGUGGAGAGGAGUCAUUCGGAACUGGAUCCGACCACAUCCGAGAGAAGGACGGUGUCUGGGCUAUUGUCGCUUGGCUUCAGAUCCUCGCCGCCGCUAACAAGGAAAAGCCUGGCAGUGACAUCAACGAUGUGCUCAUGAUGCACUGGAAGAAAUAUGGCCGAAGCUUCUUCUCAAGAUAUGACUACGAGGAAUGCGAGUCUGCCGGUGCCGAAAAGAUGAUGGCGCACUUGCGUGAACUCUUUGAAUCCUCUGGAUUCGUUGGAUCCGACUUGUCUGCUACAUCCUCUUCUGCGUCCUUCAAAGUCGCCUCAGCAGACGAUUUCUCUUACACUGAUCCGAUUGAUGGAUCCGUGUCGAGUAAACAAGGUCUGUACAUCAAGUUUGAAGAUGGAUCAAGGAUCAUUUUCCGACUUUCUGGAACUGGUUCUUCGGGCGCCACCAUCCGACUCUACGUCGAAAAGUACUCUCAGGACGAAUCGGAAUACGGCAAGGAUGCUCAGGACGGAUUGAAACCUUUGAUCGAGGUCGCUCUCAAGGUCAGCAAGUUGCAAGAGUUUACUGGACGUGACAAGCCAGAUGUGAUCACUGUGAGUCGGGGGGCCCGGGUCGGUGGAGCGAGGCGCGAUCCUGACAUGAUGUGCUGAUUUGGUCUAACCAGUAAAAUUUGUGCUACCGAUUCACAAAGCGAGCGACGAUGUGGGGGCUUCAGCAGCGAGUUUGCAAUAUGGACAUGCGCGGCUAGAAGUGGAAGUAUAGCUGAGGGAAAAGGUUCAUUCUGCCUGCAAUAUAUAUGAAGAAGAUGAAUCGAAAUGAAUUCAAAAUCCAUGGUG
Molecule: messenger RNA, 2165 nt
Organism: Kockovaella imperatae
Lineage: Eukaryota; Fungi; Basidiomycota; Tremellomycetes; Tremellales; Cuniculitremaceae
Product: phosphoglucomutase
Exons: 6
Coding region: 225-1979 (584 amino acids)
Biological process (GO): carbohydrate metabolic process
Cellular component (GO): cytosol
Molecular function (GO): phosphoglucomutase activity; magnesium ion binding
Source: RefSeq, a predicted model, not a curated record